Messenger RNA from Anoplophora glabripennis (Asian longhorned beetle), 452 nucleotides. RefSeq names its product probable peptide chain release factor C12orf65 homolog, mitochondrial. Gene Ontology annotation, molecular function: translation release factor activity. Gene Ontology annotation, biological process: translational termination. The transcript is spliced from 2 exons. The record is from RefSeq and is a predicted model, not a curated record. Bases 27 to 452 code for a protein of 141 amino acids. Gene Ontology annotation, cellular component: mitochondrion. Lineage: Eukaryota; Metazoa; Arthropoda; Insecta; Coleoptera; Cerambycidae.
CUGCUGUUGAGACGUGCUGUUCAAUAAUGUUUAUUGUAAAUAGGAAGAUAAUUUAUAAACUCCCUAUUUAUGAAAUUUUUUGUAAAAGAUGUAAACACAAUAUAGAUUAUUCUAGGGUUCCAGUAUUACAUGAGAAAGAUUUACAAGAAAUGCAUGUAAGGGGUUCAGGCCCUGGAGGCCAAAAAAUAAACAAAACGUCAAACUGUGUUGUUCUAAAACAUAUACCAUCAGGUAUUGUCGUUAAAUGUCAAGAAACAAGAUACUUAGAACAAAAUCAGAAGAGAGCACGUUCUAUACUUCUUACGAAGUUGGAUAAUUUAAUGAAUGGUGAAUAUAGUGUUGAAGCUCAAGUAAAAGCAAUUGAAAAUCAGAAAAGUAUUUCAAAGGAAAAGAAAAAAGAUAAAUUAAAAUCUCUUAAAGAAGAUUGGAGAAAAAGAGAAAAUUUGUUAUAA